Solanum dulcamara is the source of this 1597-nucleotide messenger RNA. Its product is annotated as 26S proteasome non-ATPase regulatory subunit 4 homolog. Bases 182 to 1393 code for a protein of 403 amino acids. Lineage: Eukaryota; Viridiplantae; Streptophyta; Magnoliopsida; Solanales; Solanaceae. Gene Ontology annotation, molecular function: polyubiquitin modification-dependent protein binding. The record is from RefSeq and is a predicted model, not a curated record. Gene Ontology annotation, cellular component: proteasome regulatory particle, base subcomplex; nucleus; cytosol. The transcript has 11 exons. Gene Ontology annotation, biological process: proteasome-mediated ubiquitin-dependent protein catabolic process.
CUAGGAAAUUAAUCAAUCCGACCCACAUUGUACCGCUUCCGUUGUGAUUGGGACUUUUCGUCCUUUAAGCAGCAACUCCCUCCGCAAGUAAACCCAAAUUCCUUCCAAAUUUCAGAGAGAGAAGCGAAACGAUUUCUCAGUUUAAUCUUAUAAUCAUUAGCUUUUUCUUCAAUCGUUAACCAUGGUGCUCGAGGCGACAAUGAUCUGCAUCGACAAUUCGGAGUGGAUGCGAAACGGUGAUUACUCGCCCAAUAGGUUCCAAGCUCUAGCAGACGCUGUUAAUCUCAUCUGUGGUGCCAAAACCCAGUCUAAUCCCGAGAAUACAGUUGGACUUCUGACCAUGGCUGGUAAAGGGGUUCGAGUGUUGGUCACUCCGACUAGCGAUCUUGGAAAAAUCUUAGCUUGUAUGCACGGAUUGGAGAUAGGCGGUGAGAUGAAUUUGGCUGCUGGAAUCCAGGUAGCCCAGUUAGCUUUGAAGCACCGACAAAACAAGAAGCAGCAACAAAGGAUCAUAGUUUUUGCUGGCAGCCCUGUUAAAUAUGACAAGAAGGUCUUGGAGAUGAUUGGGAGAAAAUUGAAGAAGAAUAGUGUAGCUCUUGAUGUGGUUAAUUUUGGUGAAGAUGAUGAAGGGAAAUCUGAGAAGCUAGAGGCACUAGUUGCUGCGGUUAAUAACAACGAGAGUAGUCACAUCAUUCAUAUUCCUCCUGGUCCUAAUGCUCUCUCUGAUGUGCUUAUAAGUACUCCUAUUUUUACUGGUGAUGGUGAGGGUGGCAGUGGAUUUGCUGCUGCUGCUGCAGCGGCUGCUGCUGGUGGAGUGUCUGGAUAUGAUUUUGGUGUAGAUCCUAAUUUGGAUCCAGAACUUGCUCUCGCACUCCGAGUUUCAAUGGAGGAAGAAAGGGCGAGGCAAGAAGCAGCUGCAAAGAAGGCUGCAGAAGAAGCUGGUAACCAAGAGAAAGGAGAAAAUCAGUCUACUUCCCAGGAUGUUGCUAUGGCUGAAAAUGUCAAUGCAGGAACUUCUGAACCUGAAAGCAAAGCAGCUGAUCUAAUGGAAGAUGAGAAUGCCUUGUUACAGCAAGCUCUUGCAAUGUCGAUGGAUGACUCGUCCUCCAAUGUUGCUACACGAGACACUGACAUGUCAGAAGCAGCUUCUGAAGAUCAAGACUUGGCACUUGCUCUUCAAUUGUCUGUGCAAGACAGUUCAAAUGAUCAGUCAAAUCAGACAGAUAUGAGCAAGCUGUUGGCAGAUCAAUCAUUCGUGUCAUCAAUCCUUGCCUCACUUCCAGGUGUUGAUCCAAACGAUCCUUCCGUUAAAGAUUUGCUUGCUUCCAUGCAAGGCCAGUCUGAGAAGAAGGAUGAGGACAAUGAUAAGGAACAGAAAGAGGACAAGAAGUAAAGAUGCGUACAACUAUUUGCAGCUCUGGAAAAGAAGUUGACAUGGUAAUCAAGUAUGCUGCUGCUGAAAUUGCUCAUUGGAAUGGGUCUUGUAAUGUCUGUGGGAAAGGACACUCUCUUGUACUCUUGAGGGACUAAUUGAACCUUUAAAAUAUACUGUUAUAAGAUUAUGAAACUCUUCAGUUAGAUUGCUUUGUGGCUUCCA